Molecule: messenger RNA, 1203 nt
Organism: Trichoderma asperellum CBS 433.97
Lineage: Eukaryota; Fungi; Ascomycota; Sordariomycetes; Hypocreales; Hypocreaceae
Biological process (GO): epoxide metabolic process
Molecular function (GO): epoxide hydrolase activity
Source: RefSeq, a predicted model, not a curated record
AUGGCCUUUGAAUUUCCGGAUGGCCCUUACCCUCAGCCAUUCAAUGUCGAGCUGGAUGAUUCCUUCCUUGAGAUGACCCUCAGAAAGGUCAGGGACUAUAGACCCACAUUUGGACUAUCAGACCAAUGGACCAUUGAGGGGCCUCCUUCCAGAGCUCUCAUAGACGUUGCAGAUUAUUGGAGCACAAAAUACUCUUGGAGAAGCGUGGAAAGGAAAAUGAAUGAUGAUUUCAAUCACUUUGCGACAACAGUUCCAGGCAGUGACGAGUACACUGACCCUAUUUCCUUCCAUUACAUUCAUCAGCGCUCGCCUACUCAUAACGCCAUUCCACUGUUACUCUUGCAUGGUUGGCCCUCAACUCUCCUUGAAUGGUCUAAGGUUGUCAGACCAUUAGGCGAGCACUUAGAACAGUCAUUUGACAUUGUCGCACCCGACCUCCCUGGGUUUGGCUUAAGCCCGGCUCCCAAGCGGUCAGGACUAGGCCCUCGGGCGCUGGCUCGAGCAUUAGACGCCCUCAUGCUUCAGCUUGGUUACGAAAAGUAUGGAAUUGUCACCACUGAUAUAGGCUGGUUUAUCGGCAUGUGGAUGGUAAAUGAAGUUAAGGAUAGCAUAAUUGGCCAUAUGACCGACUUUUUCAUUGCUCCACCAACUCCUGGCGACCGGGCCCUGCAGGCAAAAGGAGAGGCAAGCACCGAAGAAUCUGCUUACAUUGCCUCGUACGACUCUUGGUUCGAAUCUCACUGGGCCUACGCAACGGUUCAUGCACAAAAGCCGCUAGCUCUGUCUCAGGCUCUUGGUGACAGUCCAGUUGGACUGCUCGGUUGGUAUUGGGACGUUAACAAUUCCACUAGUGACGGCUUUGAAUAUAGCUUUGAGCAGCUGAUCACUGAUGCUAUGAUGCUGUGGAUUCCGGGGCCGUAUGCAAAUUGUCGGGCAUAUUUAGAAUUUUUCAAGCCUGAUGUCAUGGAUUUUCCGCCAAGUCGCGUUCCGACAGGAGUGUCUGAAUGGGGCUGGUCAAAAGGACCAUUCUCUAAAAUUGGAGAUUUUGCCUUCGCCCCCAUGGAGUGGGUCAAGCGGACAACGAACUUGGUUUAUUUUAACAAGCACGAUGAGGGCGGGCAUUUCCCUGCUAUUUGUCAACCCGAUCUAUGGGUCCAAGACGUCCGCACCUUCUUUGGCCAGUUGAAGGAGUCGGGCAUAUGA